Messenger RNA from Verruconis gallopava, 1992 nucleotides. RefSeq lists its product as uncharacterized. The coding region runs from base 1 to 1992 and encodes 663 amino acids. Gene Ontology annotation, biological process: carbohydrate metabolic process. The record is from RefSeq and is a predicted model, not a curated record. Lineage: Eukaryota; Fungi; Ascomycota; Dothideomycetes; Venturiales; Sympoventuriaceae. The transcript has 3 exons.
AUGAAACCAAUGGAGUUCGAUUUCACGAAGCAAAAACCUUCGAAAACACUGGAUAUUGGUUUGAAUGGCACCAAUGUUUCUGCUGACCCUUUUGGGCGAAUGUUGCAACUGAGCACAUUUCACCCUGAACAUGGUAUCAUAGUUGCUGCCCCAUACGAACAAUUCGAUGGGAGCAGGUUCUAUGAGCCACAGUACGUACGAGCUUACCGAGCUCGUAUGCUGAAGAUGAUUCGGUCAGGCAAACCAGGCUUUGGGGUUCGAUUUGAUAGAAACUCGCACCAGGUAGCCAUUGAAAUCUGUGACAUAAGCACAGCGAUAUUCAAGUAUCAUCUUCACGAGCAUGUCACUGUCACCAUGACACUUAAAAUAGACGAGACAGGCAGCGUCAUUCAACAUGCGAUCAUCUCAUCAACAAGCUCGGAACCGAUGCAAAUUCCUUACAUAUGGGACCUGGGAAUUAGUAUCAAUCGCGCAUCUUACGGCCAAUUGACAGAAGGCGGGCCAAUACCAAUACCACCUCUAGAGAAUGAUUUCCAAAUCUUGGACCAAGGAGAUCGCUACGCAAUCGUCAACAAACACCUCAACUCUCAUUUGGAAGGAAGUCUUUGGAUCGACGGCACUGCUGUGAAGAUGGCUAAGCCCAUGAACGAAACCUUCGUCGGAAGACCGGUGUCUAUCAGUUAUUCACGUAUGAUUGAAGUUCCUGCCAAUUCUUCACGGACGAUACUUGCAAAUUUUCAUCUGUACCCAGACGUUAACGUUCGAGAAGGGCGUGAGGCAGUGCCCAACAGGCAAAUCCCACCGUCGCUUUCAUCUCAAAGCUGGACUCCCUUGGAAAGCGACGCGCUUUUCAUAAUCAGAAGGAACUUAGACUAUUUCUUGGGAAAUUGCACAUUUCCAGUCUCUGAAACCGAAGUGGCUGUAAUAACGGACCAUGUUGCCCUGCCGCUUGGUUGGAAUCGAGAUAACUACUGGCAGAUCAGGUUCUCACUGGACAUCCAUCAGAAUGCUGGUCGGCUUAUGGAUGCGGUCACUGCGAAGAGAUAUCAAACAAUGAUCCAUCGGACUGUAAAAGGUCACCUAAAUUGGGUUUUUCGCCGCGCUCAACGUCCUCACAUCUUCUGGCAUCGGUCCUAUUUGAUUACAGGUCGACCCAAGGAUGGACCUGUCUUUCAGCUUGACCAACAGUGUUAUCCGUUGCUUGAGCUUUGUGAUUUCUACGAUGCAUUCCCAGAAGAGGCCACGUUUGCGAAAGAUAUUUGCAUGGAGAAGACCUUGUCAGAUAUCAUAACGCUGCUCAAAUCUAAACGCGACCCGAGCACAGGUCUGUUUCCUACAGAUGAAACACCUGGAGACGAUGCUGUGGAGUUUCCGUUUCACUUCUCAAGCCACGUCCUACUUUGGCACACUUUUUCACGGCUGCAUCGGCUACUGGAUACGAUUGGUCUGAAAUCAAUAAGCAGUAGGUUGGACUUGAAUGAAGUUGCGCAGGACAUCCGCCGCUUGACCAUACACCAUUUCCAAACAACAAAUAACCAGACUGGCAGGUCGCUAUUUGCGUACUUGACGAAUGGAGUGGAUAAAGCAACUCUCUACCACGAUGCCAACGAUAUUCCAACUCUCUUCGCACCGGCUUGGAACUUCGUGCAUACGGAGGAAGAAUAUCAGCUUUGGAAAAACACAAUGGAGUUUGGACUUUCUCAAAAUAAUGAGAAGGGAUAUUUUGUCGGUGAACCGUUUGGUGGUCUUGGAAGUGUUCACACUCCUGGACCAUGGCCCCUUGGCUAUUUUCAAGAAUUCGUUUAUGCUCAACUCACAAAUUCUUCUGAAAAAGAGCAGGAUGCAUGGCGUAGAAUCAAGGGUGCGAUGCAGUGGGACGGAUUGUUCCCCGAAGCCGUUGACUAUCGGACUGGAGAAUGUACGAGUAAAGCAUGGUUUAGCUGGCCGGGAUCUAUGAUUGGAGGUGCACUUGUCAGGUCGAAAUUGAUAUGA